Messenger RNA from Xenopus laevis (African clawed frog), 5386 nucleotides. RefSeq names its product epithelial splicing regulatory protein 1 S homeolog (gene esrp1.S). Gene Ontology annotation, molecular function: nucleic acid binding; RNA binding. The coding region runs from base 245 to 2308 and encodes 687 amino acids. Lineage: Eukaryota; Metazoa; Chordata; Amphibia; Anura; Pipidae. Gene Ontology annotation, cellular component: nucleus. The record is from RefSeq and is a predicted model, not a curated record. The transcript is spliced from 16 exons.
CCUGCCUCUCCCUCCCCUUCCCCCAACCUGGAUCCUUCCUGCAGACUGUGUGCGAGUCCCCCCCUAGGGUGUCCUCUUCUAUAGGUGGAGGUGAUUCAAGGUGUAGGGUGGUGUCUGUUUUGGGCUCUUCUAUUUCACUUUUAGAGGGGCCCAGGUGAAAGUAUUUCUGUGUGUAUAGGUAGGCUUCUAGUUUUUCUUUUUUGUGGGAUAUAGUUUUAUCUUUUUUUUUUGUUACUUUUCCACCAUGACUGCUGUUUCUCCGGAUUACCUGGUGGUUUUAUUCACAACAACUGCUGGGGCCAAUGGGAGUAAAUUGGGCUCAGAUGAGAAAGAGGUGAUUCAGCUGCUGUGGAAAGUCAUUAAUCUGUCCAACAAAAAGGUGGGGGAGCUGCAUGAGGUUACAGUCAGACCUGAUCACCUGGAGCUGACGGAAGAAUGUAAAGAAAUCACGCGGAUUGAAACAGACGGCCUGUAUGUGGCCCCACAGUUGGAACAAGCUCUGCAACAGUUCAACCAAUCCGUAGGCAAUGAACUGAAUAUUGGUGUGGGUACUUCAUUCUGUAUAUGCACCGAUGGGCAAUUCCAUGUAAGACAAGUUCUUCACCCUGAAGCAUCCAAAAAGAAUAUAUUGCUCCCAGAAUGCUUCUACUCCUUUUUUGAUCUGAGAAAAGAAUUCAUGAAGUGCUGCCCUGGAUCAAGCAAUUCUAAUGAGUUGGAUGUACAUGCGAUGGCAAGUUAUCUCGGUUUUGAAAAACAAAAUGCACACUACAGAUAUGGAGCUUCAGAAGUUGAUGAUAUGGGAGACAUAAUUGUAACGUUGAUUUCAGAACCAUACAAUUACAAGUUUUCAGCCCCCGAAAGAGUAAACUACAAAUUUGAAUCUGGUACCUGCAGCAAAUUGGAGAUAAUUGAUGAUAACACAAUUAUCAGAGCAAGAGGAUUACCGUGGCAGUCGUCUGACCAGGAUAUUGCACGAUUUUUCAAAGGCCUGAACAUUGCAAAGGGUGGAGCUGCCCUUUGUCUCAAUGCUCAGGGUCGCAGAAAUGGUGAAGCCCUUGUGAGGUUUGUAAGCGAAGAGCACAGAGACCUGGCGUUGCAGAGGCACAAGCAUCAUAUGGGAAAUCGAUACAUUGAGGUAUACAAAGCCACUGGAGAAGAUUUUCUGAAAAUUGCCGGAGGUACCUCCAAUGAAGUGGCACAGUUUUUGUCCAAGGAGAAUCAGGUGAUCGUGCGCAUGCGAGGGUUGCCUUUCACUGCCACUGCAGAAGAAGUGCUUGCAUUUUUUGGCCAGCAGUGCCCAGUUACUGGAGGAAAGGAAGGAAUACUCUUUGUCACCUAUCCAGAUAACAGGCCAACAGGAGAUGCUUUUGUGCUGUUUGCCUGUGAAGAGUAUGCACAGAAUGCACUGAAAAAGCACAAAGAAUUGCUUGGAAAGCGCUAUAUUGAGCUCUUCAGGAGCACUGCCGCGGAGGUGCAGCAGGUCCUGAACAGAUAUUCCUCUGCGCCUCUUAUACCACUUCCCACUCCUCCCAUCAUUCCUGUACUACCUCAGCCGUUCAUUCCUCCAGUGAAUGUGAGGGACUGCAUACGCCUCCGGGGGCUUCCUUAUGCUGCUAGCAUUGAGGAUAUCUUGGAGUUUUUGGGAGAGUUCUCUGCAGAUAUCCGGACACAUGGGGUCCACAUGGUACUCAAUCACCAAGGCCGCCCAUCCGGGGACUCGUUUAUACAGAUGAAAUCGGCAGACCGGGCCUAUCUGGCAGCACAGAAGUGCCACAAGAAGACCAUGAAGGACAGAUAUGUGGAGGUGUUUCAGUGUUCAGCAGAGGAAAUGAACUUUGUCUUAAUGGGGGGAACUUUAAAUCGCAAUGGCUUGUCCCCGCCGCCAUGUAAGUUACCAUGUCUUUCACCUCCAUCUUACACGUUCCCAGCCCAGACCGCUGUUAUUCCUACAGAAGCUGCAGCUCUUUAUCAGCCCUCGUUGCUCCUGAACCCUCGCAGUUUGCAACCAUCUGCCGCCUACUAUCCCGCAGGUGCUCAGCUCUUUAUGAACUACACAGCAUAUUAUCCAAGCCCUCCAGGAUCUCCAAGUAGUCUUGGGUUCUUCCCAGCGUCUGCCGGUGUCAGCAGUAUGCCCCCUCACAAUACAGGUGCCAUGGUACGCAUGCAGGGGCUGGCAUACAAUUCUGGUGUAAAAGAGAUUCUUAACUUCUUCCAAGGCUAUCAGUACUCUCCAGAAGAUGGACUUUUGCCAGUGAAUGACCAGGCACGGGCACUGCUCACUCACCCCAAAGAAUGGGUUUGUAUUUAAAGGUGCUCAGCGUGCCAGUGUUUGAAGAGAAGGCUUAUGAAUUCAGGAUACAUAUGUAUUGCUUGCCAAACCGGGAUGCCUUGGUCCCCUCCAUGAUUAUAUAAUCCGCCAAAUGAACACCGCAAACUACUCGCCUGAUUGGCACCUUCAAUAUCACUCUCUGCCUGAAGCUGCAGGCGAUCUUUGAUUGGUCCAGCAGCCCUUGGAAUGGGUUUGACUGGAUGCUAGCAAGCUAGUCGGACAUCUUACUCUCAUACCUCCCUCCCCAAAACCAAGUCAAAGAACAUCCAUCCUACCCUAAGCCUUCUAGGGGAAUCCAAGAGACUUUCUAUUUAUACAAUAGACUUGCGGCAAACGUGCCUUCCGUUGGAUCGGUGCACAUUGCUUUUGCUGGAGAAAGUGUAGCAGCAGUAGUAAAAACAAACCUAAAUAUGAAAUAAUUAAAAUAUAUAAAUAUUUAAAAAAAAAAAUAAAGCAUUUAUUUUAGAACUACUGUUAAAAACAUUUUUCUGCUGGAGCAAAAAAAAUUUUUUUUUUAAUGCCAAUUUUUUUUCUGCUUAAACAAUAGGUUUUUUUGGACCCCUCCUGGGUCUGUUUAUAUUUUUUGUAAGAUUUUUUUUUUAUUUUUUUUAUUUUUACUCAAGAAGUUGCUCAAAAUAAAACUGAUCCUUCCUAUUAACUCCGUGUCUUUUUAUAAGUUGCUGGUUACACCUCUUGGAACUAGUUUGUCUGAAACGCUGACGCAUGCUAAUCUCUGCUUUUGUGCUCUAGCGUAUGCUUGUUACAUUAUCCUCGUGUUGAGAUUUACUAAAGGCCACCUCUUGACAACACUGCUGCCUUAUGUGACAGUAGCAGUUUGAUAUAUAUUGUCCUGCAGCCUGCCCGGACAUCUAUCUCAGGGAAGAAAUUCCGCAGAUUUUUGUCGCAAUCUACCAUAGAGACGUCUAAGUUGCCACUCUCCACUUGUUGUCGAACUACAUCUGCCAGCAUUUGUUUCCUUGGGAGGAUUCUGGGAAUUGUAGUCCAGCAGUUGGCAGGAAAAGCUUCGCAACCCUAGGUGAAGUUACUAUGUAAAAAUAAUUUGUUUUGUUUAUUUCUAACACCAAGGUUGAAAAACCUACAGUUUUGGCUUUAAGUAACCAGGUAUUUUAUAGACUUUGUUUAAAGCACUUGAUUUUGAAAAGGGAACAGUCCUUGAUGUUUGUGCUUUACUGAUGACAUUAUGUGCCUUUAUUGUAGGAACGAAAAUCUGCAAAAUAUUGCAAUAAGAUUAAAGAGUAAAAGUGUAUAUACAUUUUGAUAAUGAGAUUGUAUAAUAUGUUUUUGUUAGGCAAAUGUCUUUAUUUUUGUGCCUUAUUAGAAGGAUAUGUUUGGAACUGAUUCACUGAUCCUUUCACUUCCGUUUAACAGACUGCUGAGCUCUGGCUUGCAUUGAGGCUUCUAACAUAAUCAGGAAUCUGUGUUAAACCUGGCUGCUCUUUGGCUCUGUAAUUGUCUGUAGACUCCAUGCCUAAACUGCCACAUAGGCAUGACAGUGUGGUGUCACAGCAACCAAUAUAUAGCUUCUUCCAGUUGUGGGGUUAACCCUUCAAUCAUAACAAAUGUAAUCUUGCUCAUUUCUAAACAUUUUUGAAAUGAACGCUUUUUUGUAUAGUUUUCAAGAUAUUAGCAGUUUAACUGUUACAAGACAACUGGUCAUUUGUAUAGCGAGAAAAGAAACCUGUGACGUUGCUUUGCUUAGACCACUAUUCUAUGGUUUUAAUCAGAGCAACAUCACAAGGCAUUCUUUUUCUCACAAUUACCUGUCAUUUUCAACCAACUGUAGGCAGUUGUUCUAAAUGACCAGCAGGUGGCACUCUUUCAAAUUCAUUAUAGUCUAAAAAUGUAAAAAAAAAAAAAAAAAGCUGCUUUGUGGGUUUACAUUGCCUUUAAGAUUUGCCUAUUCCAUAAUGUGUACUUUCCAAAUGGUUUAAGUGGCACUGCAAUUUAUGUAGCCCCUUAUAUCAGGGAUGGCCAUUCUCCAGUACUACAACCAUGUACUAACAUGGGGCGUGUUGCUGGAGGAUGCUGGGAAGUGUAGUUCAAUAAUAGUGGAAGGGCUACAGAUUAGCUGUCUGGAUGGCAAAUACAUUUGAACCUAUAGACUGACUCAAUAAACUGUUCCAGAUAGGGCCUCAAAAUAUACCGUCUCCUAUAUGUGCCUUUAUAUUGUGCUGUAUGUGCUCAAGACUGUUUCUGCAAAAAAACCUUCUAAACCUUGCCAUUGGCGGCCUUUUGCUUUCAUGAACUACAUAUCCCAGAAUCCCUUGGCUGUGAAUAUGGACUUGAACUCCAUGAAGAGUCUCUGGAGGGCUGUCGACUGGAUAUCUACAACCCUUAUUUAUGAUAUCCCUAAAUGUAUUUGCUACAUGCGAGGGCAUCUGGAAACCAUUUAGAUGAAGGAUAUCCCAUAUCCAUUGUAUAGCAUACUCUUCCCUAAAAGACUGCCUGGUCUGUAUUUCUGUGUUGGUUCCCAUGUUCCUUAUCUAAAAGACUUCCUACAGGUUUGGUAGGGCUUUUUUUUUAGGUUUGUCUUCCAAGAUGAAAUCUUUAGGAUUCACAUUAAUGGAUAAUACUGUAUGAGCAGAGUUUAACUAUACAAACCAAAUGGCAAAUAGUGUUUUUAUCCUUGAAAAUAAAAUUUUUUGAGUAAUUCCUAAUUUGUCUUAAUCCAGCUACAUGCCCAAUGACUACAAUGCCAGAGACCAAGUUUACCCUUAUUGCAAGAAAAAGCAAUAUUUGGUAGGGCCAAAAGUCACGAGUUUCAAACUCUCUAGAUUUGCUGUUAUUUUGCAGGAGCCAAGUGUUUAUUGCCAAUGAUACUAAGCUUUGAAAGCUUCUCUGCCGCAGGAACAGCCUAAUUAACUGAUACUAUGAAUGUCCAUGUUGCUUGAAAAUAAAAUGUAAGGCUUUCAUAAUAUUACUGUCAUGUGCCUAAAAUGUGUCACUACUGAACUUGUAACACUUAUUAGAUUCUCAUGAUGUGUUUUUUUCUUUGUAUAGUUUUAUUUCAUAAUAAAAUAUUCUUCUGUCUCAAAA